AUGCGGGACUGCCGGGGCUGCACCGUGCUCUGCGGGCCCGUGUCCACCUCCGCGCUGGUGGAUGGCUGCAGCGAUUGUCUCCUGGUGCUGGCCUGCCAGCAGCUCCGCACCCAUCGCACCCGCGAUAGUCGGUUCUACGUGCAGGUGACCAGCCGGGCCGUAAUCGAGGACUGCACUAAGGUCUCCUUCGCCCCCUACACUUGGAGCUACCCUGGCAUCGAGAGAGAUUUCGAGUCGUCUGGGCUGGACAGAAGCAGAAACAACUGGAACCUGGUGGAUGACUUUGACUGGCUGGCGACUGGCAGGGCCUCCCCCAGCCUGAUCCCCGAGCAGGAAAGAAUCAGCUACUGGGACUGA
Messenger RNA from Fulmarus glacialis (Northern fulmar), 357 nucleotides. RefSeq names its product tubulin folding cofactor C (gene TBCC). Gene Ontology annotation, cellular component: cytoplasm. Gene Ontology annotation, biological process: post-chaperonin tubulin folding pathway; tubulin complex assembly. The transcript has a single exon. The record is from RefSeq and is a predicted model, not a curated record. The coding region runs from base 1 to 357 and encodes 118 amino acids. Lineage: Eukaryota; Metazoa; Chordata; Aves; Procellariiformes; Procellariidae.